Messenger RNA from Rangifer tarandus platyrhynchus (Svalbard reindeer), 885 nucleotides. Lineage: Eukaryota; Metazoa; Chordata; Mammalia; Artiodactyla; Cervidae. The record is from the annotation of a GenBank genome assembly.
AUGUACCCUGGAGCCUGCCGGCCCCUGAUUAAAUGCAGUGGGGUCAAGCAGGUGCCUGGGAGCCGACGUUUGCAGAGGCCCUCUGUCCCCUGGCGGCUGUGGGUCCUCGGUCAGGUGCGGUCGUCAGGUGACUGUGAGGCAUUCGGAAUUCCAGCCGAGCUUCCAUCCGAAACCAAAUACAGGAGAGGCAGGAGUGGGAUGGUGGAGACUGAACUUGGACCCUCCGAGGUUCUCAGGUUGAAGGAUGAUGCGGUGAGGUCCAAGCCCACCCAGCUCGAGGCUGCUGAAGGAUGCGUGGUGUCCAGCUGCGUGGACAUGGGUAUGCUUUGCAAGAAAUACUGGAAACUACGAUUCGCUGUAGAGAGAAAGCAGGCUGAGUGGGAGGAUUGGGCCAGUUAUCCCCGGAGCAGACCUAAGCCCCAGCGGAGGAACAGCUCCCAUCCCUACCAGCCCGAGGCAACAGGGGCUCUUCCAGCUGCGUGGCUGCCUCCGCGGCCCCGGAAAGGGUUCAAAAGGCUGAGCCGCGCGCCCCAGCCCCACCACGUCGCACAAAAGGACAUAUUGAUUGGCCACCUGGACACAGCUGGAUGGACUGGCGUGAGGCUGCCCCUCCCUCGGCAUCUCCCCGCCCCGGGAAUCAACAAGCAGUACAACAGUAACCGGGGCUUUGGCGAUGCUGAGUGCGGUUGGCAGAGCCAGGCUGGCAGAGAGCUGCAGGAAAAGCUGUGUCUCUCUGCGGCCUCCCUCGCGCUCAGGGCAGCUGACUUGGAGAAUCCAGGGGCCGACCCAGCCUGCAGCGAGCAGGAGACGGCGGGCAGAGGGCCCCCUCCUCAUCCCGGUGGCAUCACGGACUGCCUUCCCGGUUCUGCCGAAAGGAGGGAGUAG